Molecule: messenger RNA, 1211 nt
Organism: Lycium barbarum (goji berry)
Lineage: Eukaryota; Viridiplantae; Streptophyta; Magnoliopsida; Solanales; Solanaceae
Exons: 2
Coding region: 126-725 (199 amino acids)
Source: RefSeq, a predicted model, not a curated record
AUUCUUCUGUCACUAUUAUUUGUCCUACUAUAUAUGCACCCACACUCACAAAAUUAAACUACAAAAAAAUUAAACCCCACAAAUUAAUUUCACUUUCAUUCAUCAAACAAUAUUUUUUUACAUCAAUGGGGAACUGCAAUUGUUCUAUGAAAGCAGUAACAGAUUCAAGAAAAUCAGAUCUAAAUUUUGCUCGUGUUAUGACAGAUUCAGGUGAAAUAUUAAACCUUAAAGGUCCCAAAUUAGUUCGACAAGUCCUAAAUGAAUUCCCAGGUUACAAUAUUUUCAGUUCAAAUCGUUUGUCUUCACCAUUACAUGAUCAAGAAUUGCUUCUUGAUGGACAAUUUUACUAUCUUCUCCCUGUAAUUGAAAAAGAAAAAGAGCCCAUUUUAGAAGAAGAAAAAAUAGAGCCAAUUCGAGUUUCUUCAAGCUUGACGGAAGGGUCAGCUAUGGAAGUUUUGCCGGCUCAACGAGAAGGUGUUUGGAGAGUGAAGCUAAUUAUCAAUCCCCAACAACUCGAGGAAAUCUUUUCAGAGGAAGGGAAUACAGAGGCCUUAAUUGAGCAAAUGAGAAUAGCUGCAAAUACAAGUUCAACUACAAAGCACAAAAGGAGUACCUCUUGUGGAGUAAAUUGGAAAUCUACUCUUCCUAGUGUAUUUAAACUGCCCAAUGACAAGCAAAAUAAAAUACUUGCAUUGGACCAGUCUUCCACCAACAGCCCUAGAUGAUGGUGUGGACCACACGAGGCUCGAAUCUGAAUUAGCAAUAAAUGAAUUUCGAGUACUGAGAUGAAGGAAAGUGGAGUAGGAAAAAAAUGGAAGUGUCGUCAUAGAAGGUAGAUUAGAUUCAACUAUGUAUAAGAUUAUAAUUAAGAUAUUUGCUAAAGUAUUUAGUACCAUAGAGACCCUUUAAUUAGUAGAACUACUUAUAGUUAAUAUUUGAUCUCAUUAAUCAUUUGGCACAACAAUAUUGCGGACAUGAUUUUCACCAAGGGAGUUCAGAAUUUGCUAUAUAUAAUUUCCGCCCGGAAGCCCGACAGAAAAAUGAUCAGCCUGCUCUAAUGAGGGAAAAAUUGUAGUCUUAGAUUUUCACUAUGUUGUUAACAUAAUCUCUUAAGGUAGUUGUAGGGUUUAAGUGGCAUUUUAUUAUGCCUCUUUGUAUGAAUCAUGAUAAAGAUUAUAUUGCUAUUGGCAAAUGAAUUGUGUUUAGCUUGA